AUGUCCAUGCGGCGGACAACCACGUCCACCCUGGUGCUUGUCGCAAUCCUUUUCUUCGUCACAACCCUGUUCUCAGCCCACCCCUUGGUCUCAUCGACCACUACUUCCAAUGUUAUCACCAUCGGGCCUCUUCCUUCAAUCACCACUAAAACAUCCGUAACCACGACAACACCGGCCACUACCACUACAUCCACUGCUCGAGCAUCAAAAACAUCCAGUAUUACAACACCUACAACCAACUUCAUCCUUCCAAAGCCCACGCCCACAGCAGGCGGCAACGGAAAUUCAUCACUUUUGACGACUUGCCCGCCUCCACUGAUACCCAAUGUCAAUAACCUCGUCUCCUCAUCCUGCAUGGGAUCUUGCUGCAUGCCAUGUCCCGCGUCCUCUAUAUUCUAUGCACCCCAUCAAAUGGAAACGGUGCACACAGUAACAAGCGUCCUCAGGGCCAUCUCUGCAGCGGCCUGUAUGAUUCUGGCCGUGUCCUAUUGGACUCUACCCAGUCGGCGCAAACAUCCACAUCUGAUCGUAUGGCUACUCGCGAUCACCAUCGUGCUCUGGGAGGCUCUGGGAACCGUGUGGUUACAUAAGAAAGAAGAGCUGUUGUGCGAGAGCGCGUAUGAGGUUGCGAACAUGACCAAUUCAUGGCUUUGUGCAGUCCAAGGUAUUGGUAUCACGUAUCUGGUCCUAGUGAUUCUCUGGCUGGGGCUGUUGUUGAUCACCAACCUACACGUCUUGGCCGUCUACCGGUCCUCGAUUGUCCAGACCUACAUGUCCAGAUUUAUGGUGCUCGCCUUUUCCCUGCCCCUGGCCAUGGUCAUCCCCGUGGUGGUCAGGAAGGAAAUCAUGAACCCAGGAUUUGGCUCGAUUUGCUUUGUGGGCCCUAAUGUUGCGGACGCGUACUUUUUCAUCCCACUGUCUGUCAUCGUGUGCCUCGCGACGCUGAUGCAUCUGGGUACAAUCGGGUACAUGAUCAGGACGAAAGUCGAGGCUGGCAAGGACUCGUUCAGCCAGGGUAUUGCUAACCCACACCUGCCUGUCUCGACCAAGGAGCGACGUCUCCAAAUCUCACGCGACAUCUCCCUCUUCCUCAAGCAGCAAUGGCGUCCUGGUGUUUUCGCUCUGGGUCUGUUGUUCAUCGACAUGGUCUACUGGUUGUUUUAUUUCGUCGAGAGUAAAAAACUCAUGAACGUCGGACCCAAGGUCCCCUGGUUCCAGGACUGGAUCUCCUGUCUCGGUCAACAAACCGUUCUUGCCAUCAAGGCCGGCACCCUCUCCGCCAAGAACCCCACUCCGGACCAGAUCCAGGCGACAGGAGACUUUGCUCAAAUGUUCUGUUCUGGUAUCGCAAGACCCCAUGUACCGAACGCUGCCUGGGCUGCCCUGACAGAUAUUUUGCCAUCAAUAUUUGGGAUCGUGGUGCUGUUAAUUUUUGGAUCCAGGAUGGAACUGUGGCGGGACUUGAAGUCGCAUCUGUUCGGACAAAGUCGUCAUGAGGACGAUCAGGGUGGAGAGAACGGUGGCGGGGGCAAGUACAUGCUGGGCGAGGUCACCAAAGGAAACAGAGACAAGACCCUGGAAAAGCAGCAGCAUGUGCCUCCGAGACCCAUGCUCAGCAACAUCAGCCAGAUGCGUGAAGAGUGUCGCGCUGCUGAUCAGGAUCUUAGGAACCUCGACAACUUUUACAGCGAUCGGAUGAAUCCCACCGCCGCCAUGAGAACAGGCGCAGCCCAAGGAACCAUAUUCAUGGGCAAUUCUGGCGACCGUAAUCUCCACUCACCGACCCUGCGGGUCGAUACACCCGACCCAUGGAAACUCACGUCCUUACCGAAUUCUGUGCAGGAGAGCGAUCAAUACAGCCUUGUAAGCGGUCGCUCAUUAACACCCCAGCUCAAGAUCAACACGGAUUCAGUAUCCCAGCCCAGGUCGACAACAGAGUCGCAGAAGCGGUUCUAUAACACUGAGGACUUGCAGGCGUCACCCAUCAGUCUCAUUACCCCACCUCCACUGUACAUUCCUAAUAACAACAGUAACAAUAGCCGCGGAGUCUCGCCUACAUCCAGGGCCCACAACUUUCCGGAUCUGGACCCACAGCUGGCUGUAGUCGGGGAGGCAAGUCGCGUCCGUUUGGAUUACCGAUCUAAUUCGGAGAUACGCCAAUUCCAGUCCGAGGCACACUCCUUGUACUACCAACCGCAGCAGGCAAAACCGCAGCUUCUCUCCAGAGAUUCAUCUUUGCGUUCCAUGCGGGCAGCUUCGCCCGUGCCUGUCCGACCGCGCAAGAGCCUUGCUCGACGUUCAUAG
This is a messenger RNA of Gamsiella multidivaricata, 2304 nucleotides long. RefSeq lists its product as uncharacterized. The coding region runs from base 1 to 2304 and encodes 767 amino acids. Lineage: Eukaryota; Fungi; Mortierellomycota; Mortierellomycetes; Mortierellales; Mortierellaceae. Gene Ontology annotation, biological process: cell surface receptor signaling pathway. The transcript has 3 exons. Gene Ontology annotation, cellular component: membrane. The record is from RefSeq and is a predicted model, not a curated record.